Molecule: messenger RNA, 1141 nt
Organism: Syngnathus acus (greater pipefish)
Lineage: Eukaryota; Metazoa; Chordata; Actinopteri; Syngnathiformes; Syngnathidae
Exons: 1
Coding region: 239-895 (218 amino acids)
Biological process (GO): cell adhesion; bicellular tight junction assembly
Cellular component (GO): plasma membrane; bicellular tight junction
Molecular function (GO): structural molecule activity
Source: RefSeq, a predicted model, not a curated record
UUUCAUUCAUCCAAGGGUAGCCGGGCCCAGGAUACCAUCGGCCCUAUUAGGUUUCAUUUAAAACAGAGUUCAUUGUCUUGAUAUUGAACACUGAAACAAAACAGUAGUUGUCUCCCCCUUUUUUCUUUUUUUUUUUUAUAAAUAUAAUUGAGCCUCAAUGUUGGGGCUACAUCAGCAGGUGGGCCAGGCUGUGAAUUUUCAGAAUGCACCUCUGCGAGGCACAGCGCAGUAGGCAGUGAUGGUUCUCCUCACCACCAAAACUAUGCAAAGGACAGCAGUCUUUGUCACCUUUGGGGGACUGCUGACCUCUUUCAUCACCACCUUCCUUCCACUGUGGAAGACAAUGAAUUCAGACUUGAACGAAAUGGAAAACUGGUACUCGGGACUGUGGCACAUGUGCCUCUACACGGAGGAGGUUGGCGUGCAGUGUAAGGCCUACGAUUCCUUGCUGGGACUUCCUGUGGACCUGCAGAUCUCCAGAGUGCUCAUGUUGGUGUCCAUAUGCACUGGCGGUUUGGCUCUGCUCUUCGCCCUGCCAGGACUGGAUGGGGUACACGUGUGUUUGGACAAGUGCGCCAAGAGGAGAAGCUUCCUGAUCCUGGCCGGGGUGCUGUCCUGGGUGGCUGGGAUCACCACACUUGCUCCGGUGUCCAUCGUGGCGUACACCACUGUUGUGGAAUUUUGGAAUCAAGGUUUUCCUGACGUGAUGCCGCGCUGGGAGUAUGGAGAGGCUAUCUUCUCUGGUUGGUUUGGAGGUUUGGCUUUGGUCACCGGGGGCACUUUGUUUUUCAUAGCUGUGUGCAUGGCCGACUAUGAGCUGCGGACAACAAGUGUGACCAACAGUCCACACGUAACGCACAGGAUACGACAAUAUCGCAAGACCGAGGUUCUGUAAAACGUGUCACAAAAAAAUUCUAAUUAGAAAAUCGCGUUUGACUUUACUGAAUUGAAUCGUUACAUUAAAAUGCGACUUGGACUCAUGUGAGCUUGUGGACUUGGUUGAUGUCUUAUUUUUUAUUUCUGUAUAUUGAUUAUACUGUGACAUAUGUUUUAGAUUUUUUUUUUUUCAUUUUUAAGCAAUUGAAUUCCAGAUAAUUAUGACAAAGCAAUGGAUUCAAAUGUGACAACUGAGUGACUGUGA